This is a messenger RNA of Melospiza melodia melodia, 2381 nucleotides long. RefSeq names its product 1-acylglycerol-3-phosphate O-acyltransferase 2 (gene AGPAT2). The transcript has 6 exons. Gene Ontology annotation, cellular component: membrane; endoplasmic reticulum. NCBI's taxonomy places the organism in Eukaryota, Metazoa, Chordata, Aves, Passeriformes, Passerellidae. The record is from RefSeq and is a predicted model, not a curated record. Gene Ontology annotation, biological process: phosphatidic acid biosynthetic process. Gene Ontology annotation, molecular function: 1-acylglycerol-3-phosphate O-acyltransferase activity. The coding region runs from base 53 to 871 and encodes 272 amino acids.
GCUGCCCGGGGAAGAGGCGGCAGCAGUAGCGGCUGGUCCGGGUGGAGCCGUCAUGGAGAUGGGGUGGCUGCUAUGGAGCACGGCCGUGCUGCUGCUGCUCCACGUCCUCAUGGAGCUCAGCCCCACCGUCAACUUCGCGCUGCGCAUCGGCUUCUACUGCGUGCUGUGCCUGGUGGCCUCGGCGCUGGCGGCCGUAGCCUGCCUGCUGAUCAACGGCGGCCGCACCGUCAAGAACAUGAGAAUCAUCAAAGCUGUUGUCAAGACCUUCAAGUAUUUCUUCGGCUUGAGGUUUGAGGUGAAGGGACUGGAGAACUUCAAGGUGGAGGGCCCUGCUGUCAUUUUGUCCAACCAUCAGAGCGUCCUCGACAUGAUGGGGCUGAUGGAGGUCCUGCCCGACAACUGUGUCCAGGUGGGCAAGAAGGAGCUGAUGUAUAUGGGCAGCGUGGGGCUCAUCAUGUACCUGGGUGGAGUCAUCUUCAUCAACAGGAAGAGCACCAGCAGUGCCAAGAUGGUCAUGUCAGAGGUGGCCAAGACUAUGGUAGCUGAGAAUGUGAAGGUGUGGGUAUAUCCAGAGGGCACGAGGAACUGCACUGGGGAUUUGCUGCCAUUCAAGAAAGGAGCAUUUCACCUUGCUGUCCAGGCACAGGUCCCAGUGAUCCCUGUGGUGUAUUCCUCCUUCACCAGCUUCUAUAACCCAAAGACAAAACUGUUUACAUCAGGCAAAAUCAAGGUUGAGGUUCUGCCUCCAAUAGAGACCAAAGGGCUGACGUCAGACGAUGUCACCGAGCUCUCUGACAGAUGCUUCAGCACCAUGAGGGAGACCCUCUUCAGGCUGUCAGGGCACCCAGGCCAGGCAAAGGACUCCUCCUAGAGCCUUCUCCAGUGGUGUCACCGUGUGGUGGUGGCUGAAGGGACCUACCUGUCUGUUCUUGCCAAAUACUGAAAGAUCUCCUCCUCCUCUGCAGUGAUUUCUAACUCUUGGGAGCACCACAGACUGGUACACACAGGGUGUCAAGCCAGCACUAAGGUUCCCCUCUGAGUGGAUUUCUCUUAUGGGUUCAUUUUCUCACUUUGCACUAUCUCCUUUUUUCUGAAUUUCUCAGGCAUCAAACUUGUGCUACCAAAGGGCUCAAUGACUAGAGAGGUGAGUUCCCCCAGCUCUUGCAGCUAGCUUGGGGUGACAGCAAAAGCCUGCCUGGAGCCUGAGCUCUGCCUCGUGUGACUGUCCCUGCAGCUGUGUUCCUGCAGGCUCAGCUCCUGAGGUGGCCCUGUGAUGUCCCAGGUGGAACCCACCAGGCAGCAGUUUGUAUCAGCACAACCUUGAUGCUCCAACAGGGCUGAGAACUGGGGUGAAAAUCCAGAUUUUGGCUUUUCAGCAGUGCUAGGAGUGUGGUGUCCUGCCUGGACAGCCCAGAGCACUCCCACCCACCAGUGGGACACACAGGCCCGUCCCCUUGAGGUGCCCUUGUGUCACAGCAGCAUCACGUUGGGAAACUGCUGCCAGCUCCCCGCCGUGCUGGUGGCUCAGCCUGGGCACAUCCCUGCAAUGCCCCUUCUGGAGGCAAAGGGCUCUGUCGCGCUCCGUUUGUCACUUGUCAUGGUCAGCGCUGGCCGAAAGAUGGUGCCUGUCCCGCGUCUCUGCUGCUCUGCGGGGCGGAGCCGCUGCUCUCCAGGGCUGUCAGACCCCUGCGGAGCCACACGGCGGGUGAGCUGCAGCUGGAACGCGGCUGGGAAGGCUUCAGCUCCCCCUUUGGGGGAUAUACACCGCUUUUCCAGCCGGAUAAAACGGGUUCCCCUGUGCCUUGGGGUGAUGGACCAACAGAGCUCCUGCAUCCCUCACCGGGACCUGUGGAAUGUUGGGGGCUGGCUCAGGUCCACGGUUCUUUAGCUUUAGCUCUCCUGUUCAUGGCACAGGGGAGCUUGGGAUAAACCAGCUGGGGCUACUCAGGUCAGCAGCACACCCAGCUCCUGCAGCCUGCUCUGGUGCAGUUGUGUUUGUCUGGCUCAGCUGGGAAAGGCAGGGAGCUCCAUGGAAGGAGCCCUGGGGCCCAGCUGGUGCUGCCAGGGCCUUCAUUGGAGGGGCCUUAGUACAGACUCAGGGGAUGGGAAGGGUCGGGGUGGGAGGAUGGGAAGCAAACCAGCACUUUGUGAGAGUGGCAGAUAAAGGGCUGUCAUGGAGGGUCAACCCAGGAGGGCCCUGGGAGGGCUCCUGGGGAGGGGAACCAUGUCUGACUCCUCCUGGGAGGAGGGAGCAGUGCCUCUAUGUGCAGUUGUCUGCUGUUCACUUUUAAUUGGGCUGAGAAUGUUAUCUGCUUUACAAAAAAUCAACCAAAAAAAAAAAAAAAAAAAAAGGAAAUUACACCUUUGGUUAUUUAAAUAAA